CCACGGCUGGUCCCAGGGAGCUCAGACUGCGCUGGAGGCUUCCUGGGAAGGAGGCGGGGGGGGGCUUGUUCGGUCACGGGAAGCCCCGGCGCAGCUGGAAGAGAGCGAGCGAGCGGCCUUGAGUUGCCCUGGCCUCGCCCAGCCCAAGGCGGUUUCCAUAGCGCCCACUUAGCCGAGCUGUCCCUCGUAAUCAUGAGGACUGGAAACCGAGGUUGAGGAGAGAAGCCAUUGUUGGCCAGCUGUGUCACGCCCGACUCAGGUCCUUGCUGGAGCUCCUUGGAUGAGAAACGGAACGUUUUGUUCCUCUUCCUGGAGGAAAAAACAGCCCAGCCGAGACGCCCCCGAGGAAGCCCAGGCUGAAUGCGCCAGGCCUGAGCCAAGGCCGCCUUUCCCCGCCUGGCUGGCACCGGGGCAGCCCCGCCCGGCCCCCGGGGAGCUUGGCCUGGAGCUGGGAAAGGGGUGGGUGGGCUGGCUUCAGCAGCAGAGGAGACCCUCCCGCUCUCUUUCCAGCCGGAGACCACCCUUAGCGCCUCCCCCCCCCCCGCCGAGGUGGACGCCGAAGCCAAUGGCUACCUGAACCAAGGAAGGCAGAGAGCUUGCUCGGCCUCUCUCCACGGUGGGCCAAGCGUAGGUCGAGGCGUUGAGCCCCUACAGACCGGCCCCUAUGACUGGAGUUGAGCAGGUCAAUGCGAAUUGCCCCCCUCUGAGCCAUGCGGGGUCCGGGCGCCCGUCCGGCGAGUGCAGCCCCUUCACCGAGAUAGCCAUGAACAGCUGCCGGCACAACGGGGGGGCCAUCCGACCGCUGGGCCGCCUGGGCGUCUCCCCCCGCCACCUGGGCGAGCUGGACACCGAGAUGCAGCCCCUGCAGACCUUCCCCGACUCCGACUUGGAGGUGGUGGUGGCCAAGGCCGAGCCGGGCAAGGGGGGCGUGGAGCCCCAGCUGGACGGCAGGGCGGAGGGGCCCGGGGGGCGCAACCCCCGCCAGAGGAGGAACCAGAACGUCGGACACCGGCUGGGCCACCGGCGGGCCCUCUUCGAGAAGCGCAAGCGGCUGAGCGACUACGCGCUCAUCUUCGGCAUGUUCGGCAUCGUCGUCAUGGUGACGGAGACGGAGCUCUCCUGGGCCAUCUACUCCAAGGAUUCCUCCUACUCCUUCGCCCUGAAAUGCCUCAUCAGCCUCUCCACCGCCAUCCUGCUGGGGCUGAUCAUCAUGUACCACGCCCGGGAGAUCCAGCUGUUCAUGGUGGACAACGGGGCGGACGACUGGCGCAUCGCCAUGACCUGUGAGCGCAUCUCCUUCAUCACGCUGGAGCUGCUGGUCUGCGCCGUCCACCCCAUCCCCGGGCAGUACGUCUUCACCUGGACCACCCGGCUGGCCUUCACCUACACCACCUCGGAGGUCAGCACCGACGUGGACAUCACGCUCUCCCUCCCCAUGUUCCUGCGCCUCUACCUGAUUGGCCGCGUGAUGCUGUUGCACAGCAAGCUCUUCACCGACGCCUCUUCGCGCAGCAUCGGCGCCCUGAACAAGAUCAACUUCAACACCCGCUUCAUCAUGAAGACCCUCAUGACCAUCUGCCCGGGCACCGUCCUCCUGGUCUUCAGCAUCUCCUCCUGGAUCAUCGCCGCCUGGACAGUGCGCGUCUGCGAGAGGUACCACGACAAGCAGGACGUGACCAGCAACUUCCUGGGCGCCAUGUGGCUGAUCUCCAUCACCUUCCUCUCCAUCGGAUAUGGGGACAUGGUUCCCCACACCUACUGCGGGAAAGGGGUCUGCUUGCUCACCGGGAUUAUGGGUGCAGGGUGUACAGCGCUUGUGGUUGCCGUUGUGGCCCGGAAACUGGAACUCACCAAAGCCGAGAAACAUGUCCACAACUUCAUGAUGGACACACAAUUAACAAAGCGGGUGAAGAACUCGGCGGCCAACGUGCUCAGGGAAACGUGGCUGAUCUACAAGCACACCAAGCUGGUGAAAAAGCUCGACCAGGCCAAGGUGCGGAAACACCAGCGUAAGUUCCUCCAAGCCAUCCAUCAGUUAAGAAGCGUGAAGAUGGAGCAAAGGAAGCUGAGCGAUCAAGCCAACAUGCUGGUGGAUCUAUCCAAGCAGACCCAGAAUAUCAUGUACGACGUGGUGUCCGAACUGCAGGAGCGCAACGAAGACCUGGAGAAGCGGAUCAGUGCGCUGGAGGGCAAAAUUGACACGCUGGGAUUCACCCUGCACGCGCUGCCCGGCCUCGUCAGCCAAGCCAUCUGGCAGCAGCAGCACCAGCACCGGGCCCUGCCCCGGGGCCACAGCACCUCCCACGGCUCCGAGCGCUCUCUGUGGACCCCCACGCGGCGGCGGGAGUCUCCCUCCACUGCCCCCCACACAUCCUCCAACAGCGGGUGACGAGCGCCGGAGCCCCAGAGCGGCUCUGCUCCCCUAUGGCCAUCGUGUGGCCGGAUUGCCUCUGAGCUUUUUUUCUGGAAAGCCCCCGAAGCACGGCCACCUCCCCCCCCCCCAGUGCCAGAUGGAGAGGGAGGUCUGGCUUGUCUUUGGCUCGGCCUGGAGAAGAAGCCAUCGUGCCAGGCCAGUUCCAGUGCAACAUUUGGCAAAGCUUUGGGGCAGGGCGGGGGGCAGUCUUGGUAGAAAUAAUGCAUGUUCAAAGGAAGGGAAGGAAGGAAGGAAGGAAGGAAGGAAGGAAGGAAGGAAGGAAGGAAGGAAGGAGAUGGGAAAAUGGUGGGCGGCCUCAGAUUUUCAAUUGAAGAAAUAAGGAAAAAUCUGAGCACUCUCAGGAUGUAGGGGGCUGCCCCCUUCCCCGUGGGCACUGCAGGGAAUGGGUUACAGCCUGUGGGGGAAUGACAUCACUGUGUAUCACGUGACUUGAUUUGAACCAGACCCUUCGGCUUCCAGGGAGCACAGGUGGGCAGGGUGGGCACUUUGCUUUUUAUAAUAAAAUUGGGGCAGUCUCGAAGUGCAUCGCGUCACUUGCCACUGUGGGUAUUCCAGGCUGUUGCCCUAGAUCAGGGAUAGGCAGCCUGGGCUCUUUUAUGACGCGUGGACUUCAACUCCCAGAAUUGCUAAGCCAGCCUGGCUCAGCUUGGAAACUUCUCCCUGUCCCCUCAGCACGGCUGGCUCAGGAAUUCUGGGAGUUGAAGUCCACGAGUCAUAAAAGAGCCCAGGUUGCCUACCCCUGCCCUAGAUGUACCCCACACGGAUGUGUCUGUUAACAGCAUGAAAAGGGGUGGCAGCCCUGGCCGAGUCGAGUGUUUCAAGGAAAAGUGAAGUGAAGAGAAACUGACACUACCUCUGUGUGGUUGUUGUUGUUCAUUCAUUGUUGCCGAUGUAGAUCUCAACACUAUUAGUCAUGUUAAAACUGAAUUGGGGAGGGGGUGGUUUCCAGCCGCACAGAAUGUCUUGGCACAGCUCGGCAGACCGGUGGAAAUGACAGCGGGGGGGGGGGAGAGGGGAUGGUUGUGUUUGGGUGUGCCACUUUCACAAAUGCAGCUUUGUGCAAGUGUACUCACCUGUCACUUCCAUAGCCCGGUUCCGAAAGGGUUGUGGUUCAGCACUGGGCCACAGACCCCUGUCCUGGCAUACGUUGGGCAAGGGAAAAAUGUGUAAGCACCACAGUUAUUUUAUUGCUAGCUCUAGACAGCUCACACGUUGUGCUUCCGCCGUGCGCUUUACUCUGUAGGUUUGACAGCCCUUGUGGAUGAGGCCGUGCCGGCUAGGGUGCUUCCGUGUCAGCUCUUCCCAGGGACUUGUGUCUGUGUCCAACAACUUCAGGGAGGCCUUUAAGUGUCUUUGUGGAGUUUCUUCUCCCCUCCGUCUGAGUGUUUCCCUCCCCCCAAAAAAAGCUGCUUGGAUACGCGCUUGUCUGGCACGUGGGUGGCAUGACCCCCCCCACCAGUCUGUGCUCUCACCAGCCACAUGUGGGCAGAUGGUAGGCCUGCUCUUGGGAGGACUUUGAUCUCUGCUGCUUCAUCUCGCCAUCUGAUGCCCAGCAUUCUGCGAAGAGCAGCCAUGUGGAAGUGGCUGAGCUGUCUUGCGUGUCUGACACACCAUCCGCGUCCCACAGGCAGACAGAAAGAAAAGGAUUCCCACAGCUCUGCAGACCUUCAGUUUUGUUGCUGGAUGGAUUGCUCAAGCACAGCCCACCGAAAGCACAACUUGGCUCUUGUGCAAUUCAGUUCAGUCUCGGCGGUCACUGCUUGGGACACGAAUGGGUGACGCAUUGAAGGCUUUGGUGAGGUCAACAAGGAUUGUACAGAGUUCACAAUGCUCAUGACUUUUCUUCUGAAGUUGGUGCUUGGCAAAAUUGAUGUCAACGGUCCCAGAAUUUUUAUGGAAGUCACACUGUGACUCUGGCAACAGGUACAGCUUCAGGUGUGUGACCAGAAAAAAAAACCUGCAAGAGUUUUUCCUGGGUUGAAGAGAGCGAGAUUCCUCAGUGGCUGUUGCGGAUGUGUUGUUUGUCCUUUUUCCCAUAGAAGUUACAGCGGAUGCAUCUUUGAGUUCCUGAGGAAUGGAUCUUUGCUUUUGAAAAAACUAGAAUGACUCAGGUAAGUUUUCCCAUGAAUAUAGUGUUACCAAUGUUGUAGAUCUCAGCAGGUGUGGCAUCUGCCCCUGAGGCUUUGACGCUAGAGAGCUGACUGGCAGCUUUCACGGGUUCAGCUGCUACGAGUGGUCCUCCUUAGCGCUGAUGGUGUCAGCCUAGGCCACCUUGUCUAUCGCCUCAUUGUUAAUAAAUGACAGUUAAGGAUGGCUUUAAAGCCAUGGCGUAUCUCUGCAGGUUCUCAGCCUUCUCUGCCAGGAGAGUUGUACUAUCUGUACCAGACCUGGGCAUUUUUAUGGCCUGCGGGCCACAUCCAGCCUGCAGGCAGUCCCAUUCUGGCCUGCAGCAUUAGAAUCUGUGGAUCGUUAGCGUGACGGGGUGUCGGCAGUGGGGGAGAGGUCUCAGCAGAGGGCAGGGCAGUGAUGCUGCUGUGUGGGGGGAGAUGUGUGGCAUUGGUGGAAGUGGGGUGUUGCUGUGGGUGGGCUAGUGACAACGAGGGCAGGGCGGUGCCAGCACGGAGGGGGUGGCCCUCCACAACGGUUCUGGUUUCUCAGGUGGCCCUUUGGGAAAAUUAACUGCUCACCCCUGAUCUAUUCACGAGAGGGGGGGAUUCCCAAGAGACUUGAGGGAAUAUUAAAGCAGGGUCUCCAAACUUGGCAAGCGAACAUUUUAUUAUUAGAUAGGUCAACCAUACAGGAAAACAAAGUUUAACACAACCCUUUCUUCCCCUCACAAGUCAGCCUUCUAAGACAGUGUUUCCCAAACUUGACAAUUUUAAGGCAUGUGGACUUCAACUCCCAGAAUUCCACAGCCAGCGUUGCUGGCUGUGGAAUUCUGGGAGUUGAAGUCCUCAUGCCUUAAAAUUGUCAAGUUUGGGAAACACUGUUCUAAGACAAUGUGCUUCGCUGCUAGACAGCCAUGUCAGAGUCGCUGGUUACAUCUGCAUUGCAUUUGCAUAGCCCCAGAGGUGGCUGGGAAAGCUGCUCACUGUGAGUUCAGGGGGAUUGAGACAAACUCCGGUGGACCAAGUUACUGGCCCACACACUUAACUGCGCAUGAAUCAUAUAACUGAAAAUCUAACCCAGCAGUAGCUCAUCCCUGUUAAGCGCUUCUGGGAUGGCAAUUUUAUUUUAGGAUGCCUGGCUUAGUUCACCGCAAUACUUGUUUUGCAGCUAUCUUUUAUGGUACUCUUUCAAAAUUUGUAUACUGUCCUCUUUGUAAGGAAGUUAUUAGUCUACGUGGACAGAUUGCUUAUCUAGAGUCUCUGGUCUGUGCCCUCCAGGCAGAAAUUAGGUGUCUAGUGCAGCCCUUCCAUUCUGUUGAGCUACCCGGCUGUCAGCCCCCUUGACCACAAAGACCCUGCAGGAGGAGGGCAGUGAGGACAACCGUGGGAUCUGGCAGGAGGACCACCAGGCAGCUCAUAUAUCACUGGUGUAUUCUUACGGUUCAGGAACACCCAGUCUCGGUUCCAGGCAUAGAGAGGUUGUAGCAUUUGAGUGAGCCGCUGAUGGUGAGUAAACACAGGUCCGUAAUGUCCCUGCGGCUCAAGCCCAAAGCGUCAAGUCCACCACCCGAUGAGUCGUAGAACAAUCCCUGGUUGGAGAUUAUGAUGGGCAGAUGGUGUACCGGAACAGAAGCGGAAGCUUUAGCCCAAUGAUGAAGGUUGGCGAUACAGAGAGGAUGUCCAUACUUUGCAAUUUUGAAGUCCUGGGCCUUUCUCACUCUUGACCACAGAGAUGUCAAUGGGUUCAUUCCAUGCACAAUCAAGUCCUGUUUGAUGAAAGAUGAACCGGAUGGGAUAAUGGGUUCCACCAUGAGUAAAUGCUUUCUUGCACAGGAGCUAUUCGAGGCACUGACGUACACAGUUGUGUCGUGCACAUCUUGCAUUGUGGGUGAGUUUGCAGACACGUAGGACCUUUGACGGUUUCGGGGGGGCACGACAGGCUCCUCUGUGGCACUUGUCGAUGACUUGGCAGCAAGUGUCCUGUGCCCUCCUUGACUUGGUGUGGAAUAAGAGGCCCCUCAGCUGGAUGUCCCAUAAAUACAGGUGGGGAACACCUGGGGGGGGGACAACAACCACACAUGACUGGCUGUGUCAACAUUUGGGAUACUCUGUUCUCGGCCACCGAUAGAUUUCAAGAGCAGAAUCCUCCACUCAGCUUGUACUUUUGCCUUUCUGGUGACGACUGUAGAGUUCAGUUUGCAUGGCUUGUUAAGCUUCCACCGCGUGGAGCGAAAGGCAUCUUGUUGCAGGAUGUCAAACACCGUGGUGGAGUUCAAUGCAGUCUUCUCAGGCCGGGCCUUCUGCAGAAGUGGCAUUGAGGUGGAGAAGCAGGGGACACCCCCCCCCCAAAGCCUCCAUCUUUGACAUUGGCAUGGAAGUAGCCCAGGGGAGUGUCCUUCAGUAGUCGCAGCCAGGGUCCCACUGCAGAGUGAACUGGGCAGUCCAAUUUCUUCAAGAUGUGCUGCGCAUGAUCUGGUGUGACCUCGUACGUGAAUUUGGGCACCGGAUACGUCAUCAGCAGCUUAAGACCUUGGUGUGGCUUAAGCAGUGUUUUUAAGAGCUCUUGCAGCAAAGUGUUCAGUCUGGAGACGCCGGUGUGAAAGGCUUCGUUUUAAGUUGUUUCUGUCAGCACACCCCUUCUGCCUAUGAUGCUGCGAAAGGAAACGCGAUGUCCUUCCAUACGUCAGAAGGCAUAAUAUUUAUGUGCAGUUAUUUACAGAUGCAGAAUAAGAAAACUGCCUGAAAUCUAAUCUGAUGGGGAAACAAGAGUCCGCAAAUCACUGCAAAGAAGCAGCAGAAAAGUUUGUUGCUACUUGAGUUGUUAUCUCCUGACCCACACCGUAUGUUGUUUAUUCAACAGUCAUUGGGGCAGUUGUCAAAAACAAAUCUACCAUUGCCCAAGAUACACAAAAGAAAACCUUGAUAAGCCUGAAAUAGUUUGGAAGAAGGAGGCAAAAUUGAAACUGAAAAGGCACCCUAAGAAAAAUGGAAAAAGAAACAGCUAACACCCCUAGAGAAAAAGCAUAUGCAACCGGAAGACCCCUCACACCCAGGUUCUACGGACACCCCCAAAUACACAAGGACAGGAUCCCCUUACGCCCAAUUGUGUCUCUACCUGGAACACCGAUGUACAAAUUAGCAAAAACCCUGCAGAAGAAACACUUUAGACACCUGGUCAACAACUCAACUAAACUCCCCAGAACAAUUUCUCCAAUGCAUCAAACACACGAAGAUCAACAAGGAAGAAAUUGUGGUCUCCUUCAACGUCACCGCCCUCUUCACCUGACGUCAACCUGGCUGAACAAACCAUAUACCACCUAUUCACCGAACACCAUACCCAUAAAGUGGAUACCACCACAUCCACAGAAACCAUCAUGAAACUCCUGGAUCUGUGCCUCAACAUAACACACUUCAAAUUCAAUGAAAUUGAAUGGGAAAAUGUACAAGCAAGCACAAGGCACCCUGAAUGGGAUCCCCCAUAUCAGGCCUCGUAGCAGGAGCAGUCACGCAACGCCUUGAAUCCAUUGCUCUACCCACCAUCCAAGAUUCUGGACACACAACAUGGAUGCCACCUUCGUCAUCAUCAGACGCUCCCAAAUUGAAGAAACACCCCACCUACUCAGUAACACCUUCCCUGGAUCAAAUUCACACAUGAAGGGGAAACUGACAAUGUACUGCCUAAAGUGUUGGAGGCAACCGGGCAUCCCUGAGGGAGGGGCAGCCUCCAGUUUGCCAGGUGAGGUUUAAGAUUCCAAGCGGAGGUGCGUUGACUCCACACACCAUAUGCACCCAUGAACAUCCGAGGGCCCAGCAGCGGUUCACUUCCCUUUGGGGUGUUCCUCCUCGCAUUCAGCCACCGCCUGCUGUCCUCUCCUGGAACACGGAGGGGCUCCUCCUGACCCCAAGCCCCCUUCACGGCUGUCGUGUGCCCAUUUUCCCUUGGGAAUCCUGCUUUGCAUGCCUCGGCCGUGUCCUUUUGGCCAAUUCAUCUGGCCUCCGCCCUUUUCAUAGCACUUGAUCCCAAACAUGGCAUUCCAGGCGAGGCUGGAUAACUGCAGAAGGUGCUGCAAACAUCAAAGCUUGGCUUUGUUGCAACCUCAUCGCCCACUGAAUCGGGUGUAGCUUUUGGCCUGCAACGGUCCCAGAAACCUGGCUGCUUUUACUGCUGCCGUGUCCAAAUUAUCCGAUCCUUUCCUUUGCAGAAGUUGGCCUGUGUUCCUUUGCCUCCACAUGGGGAGGUGAGGGUGGCCUUCAUGCAGUGUGUUGAACCAGCUUUUUGCAGAUCAGGAGAGGUCUGUUAAAUUAUGUUUUUCACGGGCUAAUAUGUGGGAUGUGGUGCCCACCUGCUCACUUGGUGGAUGCUUCGAGCUGUUUCUCAGCCCCAGAAAAUGGCUUGAUAACUGCCCAUGUCUUUCUGCAGGCUGAGUGGCCGGUCCUGGCUCUUCCUUGCCCUGAGUGAAUGUGGGGUGGAAGGAAGGAGAGCCAGGAAGGGAAGGGUCUUCCAGACCCCCGAGGGUCUUCUGGAUUCGAAAGCCCCUCCAGGGUUGCAUGGGAGGCAAAGGGGCCAGGAGGGAGCAGAGCAAAGCAAAAUGUUGCAUUGAAACUGGCCCUGGGGGGCUCACUGCCGGAGGGAGGGGCUGUCCCUGGGCAUGACUCUUGGCAGAGGACUUUUCCUUUUUUUUAAAAUGACACAGUAGCCCCUAAGCUCAUUUUGGACUCCCUCCCUCUGUGCCCCCACCGGCAUCCAACCCAAAUCCUGAUCCAGUCCCUGUUCCUCACUUAGGAGGCUUCCUGGGGAUCCCGCUUCCCCGCCUGCAGUUUUCCUACAGUCCCACUUUACUCCAUAGAGCAGAAUAAGAGUUGGAAGGGACCUUGGAGGUCAUCUAGUCCAACUCCCUGCAUCAGCAGGAGAGUCUAUAUACCAGUGGUGGUGAACCUAUGGCACAGGUGCCAGAGGCGGCACUCAGAGCCCUCCCUGUGGGCACGCACACUGUCGCCCCAGCCCCGCCACUCCCUGUGGCCCCCUCCUUACCAGCAGCCCUCCUGGAGGAGAGUUGCCCAGGGCACGGCCUGUGCACAACAACACAAGGACAUGGCAGCGGGGACAAGACUCCGCCCUCGCGCCCCAUCGCAUACAGAUGAUGCUGCGGGGUAUGGACAGAGGGCAUGGCCGCCAUGACGCUGCUGGGCCGCCUGGGCAAUUUGCUGUGGCAGGCCGUGGAGGUGGUGGGUGGCCCUGCGGGCAGGAGAGGCGGGGGCAGGGCAGGGGCGAGGCGGUUUUGGGGUACUGGGUCUCUAAAAAGUUCGCCAUCACUGCUAUAUACCAUUUCAAGCAAGUGGCUGUCCAGUCUCCUCUUGAACGCCUCUGGUGCUGGGCCUCCCUCCUUCCCAUAACUGACCAGGCUGAAAGAAGAUGGAGCAGAGGGGGGGAUUCUAUGUGUGUGGGGGGGGGUGUGUGUGUGUAUGAACUAAAGCCAUCAAUGUAAGCCCUAACAGGGUUUCUUACUUGGGCAUUGUGACGGGAAUGCAUCAAUGAAGGCUUGAUCACCUAGGUUUAGGGGUGAAUGUAUUGUGAGAAUCAGCUGCAAGUCUUUGUGGAGAUCAAAAGAAUACAGCAAACAGUCUGGUCAAAGUUAAAACUUCUUUUUAAAGUGGGGGAUGAUUGUCUCCUGCCCCAGCUUAGCCAGAGGGUCUUCCUGCUUCUGAAAUGGGAUGGGCAGCCAGCCUCCCCCCCCCCCAGUCCUCCAGGUCCCCUUUAAUUCAAUUCCAGUUCAGUUCAGUGGCAUUGUGGCUCUCCCCUCCCCUUAUUUCUAAGGGGUCUCCCAGCAAGGGACAAUCAGAUAUAAAUUCUUGGGAAAAGGAAGCUCUGCUGAAACCAGAUCAAGUUGGAUGCCUUUCGAACCCAAGGCCAAAGCUGCAUCCAUCUGAUCCGAGAUGCCAAAUCCAGGCAACUCACAAAAGGCAGCCAGACACGCUAUUGCCUAGGAGAGGAACCUGGGAGCUCAGGGCUGAAGUUUCCCUGUUCUCAGCUUGGUUUCCCCCCCCCCCUUUUCCCUGCAAACCUCCCUAGUGACUAGUCCACACCAUCAGCAGGAACCCACUAGGAAAAAAAAAAACACUAAAUUCAAAUUGUAACCCUUUGCUGCUCUCUAGUGGUCGAUCCGUUACAAGCCCUAAUCACAAUUGACUAGCAUCUGUAAGGUCUCUCUGGAUCUUAGCCACUGGAAGACUUGUGGACUUCAAUUCCCAGAAUCCCCCAGCGUGGGGACUUCUGGGAAUUGAAAUCCAUACCUCUUCCGGUUGCUAGGACUGAGAAACACUGGUCUAGAUUGUCAUUUGCAGCCUUGGAGUCCUCAAAGGGAUGGACUCUGGCGUUUCCUGAGUCGGUGUAUGGGGGGAGGGGGUCAGAUCCUCCUAUCUGAGACUUUAAUUUUAAUCACAUUAAGACAGGGGU
Crotalus tigris (Tiger rattlesnake) is the source of this 10996-nucleotide messenger RNA. It is a transcript of the gene KCNN1, whose product is annotated as potassium calcium-activated channel subfamily N member 1. Gene Ontology annotation, biological process: potassium ion transmembrane transport. The transcript is spliced from 10 exons. Lineage: Eukaryota; Metazoa; Chordata; Lepidosauria; Squamata; Viperidae. Gene Ontology annotation, cellular component: neuronal cell body; neuron projection; plasma membrane. Gene Ontology annotation, molecular function: calmodulin binding; small conductance calcium-activated potassium channel activity. The record is from RefSeq and is a predicted model, not a curated record. Bases 665 to 2389 code for a protein of 574 amino acids.